Molecule: messenger RNA, 1572 nt
Organism: Poecilia latipinna (sailfin molly)
Lineage: Eukaryota; Metazoa; Chordata; Actinopteri; Cyprinodontiformes; Poeciliidae
Gene: edem2
Product: ER degradation enhancer, mannosidase alpha-like 2
Exons: 6
Coding region: 50-1330 (426 amino acids)
Biological process (GO): endoplasmic reticulum mannose trimming; carbohydrate metabolic process; mannose trimming involved in glycoprotein ERAD pathway
Cellular component (GO): endoplasmic reticulum; membrane
Molecular function (GO): mannosyl-oligosaccharide 1,2-alpha-mannosidase activity; calcium ion binding
Source: RefSeq, a predicted model, not a curated record
CCGCUGACCUUUGACCUGACUGUCCACAGCCUUCGAUACGCCUACCGGGAUGCCGUACGGCACCGUGAACCUGCUGCGAGGUGUCAGUCCCAGCGAGACGCCGGUCACCUGCACCGCCGGCGUGGGAACCUUCAUCCUGGAGUUCGCCGCGCUGAGCCGCCUCACCGGAGACCCGACGUUCGAGAGCGCGGCGCGGCGCGCUCUGACCGCCCUGUGGAGCACCAGAUCUGACAUCGGACUGGUGGGGAACCACAUCGACAUCGUGACCAGGAAGUGGGUGGCCCAAGACGCCGGCAUCGGCGCCGGCGUCGACUCGUACUUUGAGUAUCUGGUGAAAGGAGCCAUCAUGCUGCAGGACCAGGAGCUUCUCAACAUGUUCCGAGCAUACGAUCAGGCCAUCCAGAACUACACGCGUUUCGAUGACUGGUACCUGUGGGUCCAGAUGCACAAAGGAAGCGUCACCAUGCCGGUGUUCCAGAGCCUGGAGGCCUUCUGGCCCGGCCUGCAGUCUCUGCUGGGGAACCUGGACAGCGCCGCCAGAACCUUCCAGAACUAUUACUCUGUGUGGAGGCAGUUUGGAGGCCUGCCGGAGUUCUACAGCAUCACGCAGGGAUACACAGUGGACAAGAGAGAGGGGUACCCACUGAGACCAGAGCUGAUGGAGAGCGCCAUGUACCUGUUCAGAGCCACAGGUGAUCACACCUACCUGCAGUUCGGCCUGGACGCCGUGGAGUCCAUCGAACGCAUCGCCAAGACGCCGUGCGGCUAUGCCAGCGUCAAAGAUCUCCGGGAUCACCAGCUGGAUAACAGGAUGGAGUCGUUCUUCCUGGCUGAAACCAUCAAAUACCUGUACCUGCUCUUUGACCCCUCCCACUUCCUGCAUGGCGGGGGGGUGGAGGGAGACGGGUCGUGGGAGGGAGGCGGAGCCAGCGGCCAGUGUGUUCUGGGGGCGGGGGGAUUCAUCUUCAACACCGAGGCUCAUCCUCUGGACCCGGCGGCGCUGCACUGCUGCAGCCGCCAUGCGCAGGAGCGCCGCGAGCUGCAGCACCUGCUGCUGGGGCUGACGGUGCCCGCCGGCCAAUCAGAGCGGCCCGCCGGCCAAUCAGAGCGGCCCGCCGGCCAAUCAGAGCAGCCCGCCGGCCAAUCAGAGCAGCCCGCCGGCCAAUCAGAGCAGCCCGCUGGUCAGACUGAGGACCCUCCCCCCAUCCAAUCAGAAAGCAUCGCUCUGAAGCCUGGAGAGAAGAAGGCCCCGCCCCCUCUCUCCUGCCCCGUUCAGCCAUUCGGCGCUCGGCUCGCCAUCCUGGGCCAAGUCUUCUCUGAUGACACCUGAGGCUCUGAUUGGCUGUAGGUCCUAGACUCUGAGGCGCCUCCGGACUGAUGGACGUCAGUUUAAAGUUUAUUUUUAUUUAUUAAAAAUGUUUCUGAGUUUUCAGACUCUUUUCUUUCCUGGAGGCGACGAUUCGGUUUGUAGGAAAUCAGAACCAGGAUCCAAACCAACAACCUGCAUCUCUGGUUUAGUUUCAGUGAUUUGACUGAAAAAUAACAAACAUUUAAAUUAAAUGCAAAACAUUU